AUGCCUGAUCUUCCUGGAACUUCCGGUUCGAACAAUGCAGAAUCCUCACCUGAGAAUCCUCCCGCGGCGCCACGCAGGUCCCUCGUUACGAUCCAUGAGACGCAUCCACUGGUGCUGGAGAAGGACAAGUCCAUUAUUCCGGAGCACGGCGUCAUCCACUAUCCAUUCUACUACGGCGGUCUUGCCAGUUGCGUCUCUGUGUGUUGCACACAGCCAAUGGGUGUUGGUCAGUCUCGCCCACUUCGCCUUCGUCCAUAUGAUACUGACGAGCAGCAGCUGGUGUAUCUCCGCCUGCAAACACAUGACCACAGUGUGGCUCGUCUGGGCAUGAUGCGGAUCUUCGGUCAACUCGGUGCAUCCCUUACCAGAACCGUCAUCUACUCGGGCCUGCGUUUCGGCAUCUACGAAAAGCUCAAAGAGCUAUCGACAACACCUACUCACACUCCCACGGCGCCGGCCAUGGCGGGACUUGCUGCGAUUUCUGGAAUCGCCGGCAGCCUCAGCAGCAACUUUGCAGACAUCGUCUGUCUCCGGAUGCAGAACGAUCUUGGACUUCCCAUUGAUCAGAGACGGAACUACAAGAACAUCGGACAUGGCGUGGUGAAGAUGAUCAGAACGGAAGGAUGGCGCAGUAUCUGGACCGGCGCGGGCGUCGGUGCCGGACGAGCAGCGGUGGGCACCGCGACACAACUGGCCGGAUACGACAUUUUCAAGCGCGAGCUUUUGAAAAGGACGACUCUCGGCGACGAUAUCCCAGUGCACAUCACCGCCAGUUGUCUGGCAGGAUUCCUGUCGACGCUGCUGUGCAGUCCUCUGGACGUGUUCAAAGCGCGAAUUAUGACACAGAAGAAGGGUGGAUCCAUUCCGGGCAUGAUCAAGCUCAUGUUCAAGACUGAGGGUCCUCUCUGGAUGUAUCGUGGCUUGACUCCGGCCCUGAUCAGCAGAGGUCCGUCGACAAUCAUCACAUUUGUUGCUUUCGAGCAAUUGAAGAAGGCGUAUCGUCGUACGCAUGGUUUCGAGGCUUGA
Molecule: messenger RNA, 1026 nt
Organism: Zymoseptoria tritici IPO323
Lineage: Eukaryota; Fungi; Ascomycota; Dothideomycetes; Mycosphaerellales; Mycosphaerellaceae
Exons: 3
Coding region: 1-1026 (341 amino acids)
Biological process (GO): phosphate ion transmembrane transport; oxaloacetate transport; succinate transmembrane transport
Molecular function (GO): succinate transmembrane transporter activity; thiosulfate transmembrane transporter activity; sulfate transmembrane transporter activity
Source: RefSeq, a predicted model, not a curated record